Messenger RNA from Gongylonema pulchrum, 1203 nucleotides. NCBI's taxonomy places the organism in Eukaryota, Metazoa, Nematoda, Chromadorea, Rhabditida, Gongylonematidae. The record is from the annotation of a GenBank genome assembly.
AUGUUCCCCGAUUUAUGCGGCGAUGCAUCCACUCAUCCGCCACCACCCAGCCGCUCGAGCAUUGUUACGAGUUUAUCGGAACCAAGCCAACUUCUCACAACCGCUGUUAUCGAAUUGCUCAGUCUUCAGGAUGAGACCGAACUAACCACGAAAGCAAUCCCCGAGCUCGUCAAAUUACUGUCCGAUAAGGAUGAGACAGUGGUUAUGCGCGCCGUGCAUAUGGUGCAUAUGCUUUCGCGUGAAAGAAAAUCGGUGAAUGCAAUUGCUUCAAAUCCAACACUUGUUGAUGCGCUGUGCACAGCUACUCGUUACGAAAACGAUGCGAUACGACGAGAUGCGCUGGGAGCUCUUUCACAUAUUUCGGAACGUGCCGAGGGCCGCAUGCAUAUUUUCCGUUCUGGUGGCAUUCCGGAACUUGUCCGAAUGCUUGGAAUCCCAGUGGAUGCAGUUCGAGCACUAAAUGUUUUGGGCGAUUUCAUCCACAACGUCGACGAUCGGACGCAGUUUGCGGUGCUUUGUGCGGUGCGAAAUCUAUCGGAUGCGGCAACAAAUGAGGACAGUUUAGGGCCACUGAUAAUCAGUCUGAUAGAGGUUGUUGCGGCUGGCGAGGAGUCAACAACGGCAUGUGCGGCGGGUGUCCUCUCAAACCUCACUUGCAACAAUAUUCGCAACAAGCAGACUCUCUGCACCAACAGGUUGGAAACAACUGCGAGGGGUGAGUCAGUGGUCACUCUGGCGAUGGACGUGCUGGGACGAGCGGGCGUUCAGUUGCGGCAGGAUCCAGACGCAUUGGCCGAUGGCGUAGCAAUGCGAGAAUUGGUUGAGGGUGCUGUGUCGGCAUUGCAUCAGUUAGGAAACGAUUUGCAAUCGGCGCAACUCAUGCUUCGCGAUCAUCCAUUCAUUGAUAUGUUGGUCAAGUUACUUUCAUGGGAAGAAGUGUAUGCGAACGAUGAUGAGUUGCUGCAGCGAGAGCUUCUCGGGCUUCUCUAUCAACUUUCGAAAACACCGGAAGGAGCACGACAACUCGAUAUGUACGGGCCGGCGCCCGUACUUGCCGAAGCUUUGCAUUCCAAACACAAAGCCAUUUCGACAUAUGCGUCUGGAGUACUGAAGAAUCUGCAGUUCGACAAGCCGUUGAUAUACCGCGAAGAGAUUGAUACGGAAAUUGAAAGUGCCAUGAAUGGUGUUGCUGGAUAUUAUUAG